Periophthalmus magnuspinnatus is the source of this 5448-nucleotide messenger RNA. RefSeq lists its product as uncharacterized. Gene Ontology annotation, cellular component: membrane. NCBI's taxonomy places the organism in Eukaryota, Metazoa, Chordata, Actinopteri, Gobiiformes, Gobiidae. The coding region runs from base 465 to 1898 and encodes 477 amino acids. Gene Ontology annotation, molecular function: monocarboxylic acid transmembrane transporter activity. The transcript has 5 exons. The record is from RefSeq and is a predicted model, not a curated record. Gene Ontology annotation, biological process: transmembrane transport; monocarboxylic acid transport.
AAUUCAACUCUUUGCAAUGGUUUACAGUCGUGGAAUAAUUCCAAAUACACGCCCAAAAUCCUAAAGAGUUACGUGCAUCUUUUACACUGCACCUUUAAGAAAGCAUAACCCUUUGCAUUUUGGCUUACACCAUCAUCACACUAGCCUUGGAUUGUUUACAGCAGCGAGGGCUUAAGCGGGUUAGGGACAGACAGUGGAUGGGACCGGCUCAAUCCUGUGCGCUCCCUGAGAGUCGAAAAUAGACCGUGAUCUCCAUCAGCAGCAGCAGCAGCCAGCGCCGCCCUCUUUCUAUCCGGAGCUCCACGUCAAACUCGGAAAAUUUAAACGGGACACAUCCGCGUGGCCAUUCACGGACAGAGGCAUCUGUCUACCCGGCUCCAAGGUCACUGCCUCAGCCCGCUAAAGGGAACGGGACGCGCGCCUCCAUUCCCCGAAGGUCUGACUAAAGGCUGAGGAGGACCACCAUGCCGCCCCCCACCACAGGACCCUCAGUUGUGCCCCCUCCUGACGGCGGCUGGGGUUGGGCUGUGGUCCUGGGAUCCUUCAUCUCUAUCGGCUUCUCCUAUGCAUUCCCCAAAGCCAUCACAGUCUUCUUCAAAGACAUCCAGAUCAUCUUCGAUGCCUCCUACAGCCAGAUUGCAUGGAUCUCCUCUAUCAUGCUGGCUGUCAUGUACGCUGCAGGUCCUAUCAGCAGUAUCCUGGUCAACACAUACGGCUGUCGACCUAUAGUCAUGAUGGGAGGCUGUCUGUGUGCUGUUGGAAUGAUUUCAGCCUCCUUCUGCACCAGUGUUGUUCAGCUCUACCUGUGCAUUGGUGUUAUUGGUGGACUUGGUUUGGCGUUUAAUCUGCAGCCAGCACUGACGAUGAUUGGGAAAUACUUCUAUAAGAAGCGGCCCAUUGCUAAUGGCCUGGCCAUGGCUGGCAGUCCUGUUUUCCUCAGUACACUGGCUCCACUCAACCAGUUCCUCUUUAACAGAUUCGGCUGGAGAGGCAGUUUCCUGAUCUUAGGCGGGCUGCUGCUGAACUGCUGUGUGGCUGGCUCUCUUAUGAGACCUCUGGGACCCCCACCGGGUAAAGCCAAAAAAGAGGAAGGAGCUGCCAUCACCACCACAGAGAAGCGCACAGCCUGGCAAAUUAUCAACAAAUAUCUAGACUUAUCCCUGUUCAAACAUCGGGGCUUUCUAAUUUAUCUAUCCGGCAACUGUAUCAUGUUCUUGGGCUUUUUUGCUCCUAUUGUCUUCCUCGCAGCAUAUGCUAAAGACAUGGGUGUGGAUGAGUACAGUGCUGCCUUCCUGCUCUCAAUUCUGGCUUUUGUCGACAUGUUUGCCAGACCAUCCAUGGGACUGGUUGCCAACUCGCGAUGGAUCCGACCCAAAAUCCAAUACUUUUUCAGCUUUGCUGUACUAUAUAAUGGAGUUUGCCAUAUCCUGUGUCCACUUGCAGAUGACUACACAGGUUUAGUCAUUUAUUCUAUAUUCUUUGGCUUUGCCUUUGGAAUGGUCAGCUCAGUGUUGUUCGAGACGCUCAUGGAUCUGGUUGGAGCUCCAAGAUUCUCCAGUGCAGUGGGACUCACCACCAUAGUGGAGUGCUGCCCUGUCCUGAUUGGGCCACCUCUGGCAGGUAAACUGGUUGACAUCACCAAAAACUACAAAUACAUGUAUUUCUGCUGUGGAAGUGUUGUCAUUGUAGCAAGUAUUUGGCUUUUCAUUGGAAACUUCAUAAACUACAGACUGUUGGACCAUGAGCGUAAGCAGGCUGAGAUGUACAAACGGACUGAGACCGAGGAUCCGGACAGAGCCCUGGAUAAAAAAGAAGUUGAUGGUGAAGCACAGCAGCCGUCACAGGAGCCAGAUGAGCAAAAGGAGGAGGAGCCUAUGCAGCGGGAAACAAACAUUUAAAGCCAAUCCCCCCACUGUCAUGUUGGAAGCUAUGGCAUCAAAAUCAGCUCUGAGUCAAGGUUAUGCGUGCGGUCUCACCUGGCACCAUUAUUCUCCCUCUAAACUUGGGUUAAACUGCCAAACAGCGGUGUUAAUGGACAGCUUAAGCAUGUUUUAUUUGUGUGAAAUGUACUAGAAACAUUGAUCAAGGUGAAAAGUGUUUUAAGAGUUGUGAAGAAUGUUAGCACUACUAACUACAUUUUGUUCUUAACACAGUAUCUUCAUAUCAGAUUAUUUCUGCCAUAAACUAAACAAACAUUAAGCUGCAUUUACAAUCAGGAUAUGGUGGUGAUAGGUGUUUCAGUACAAAGGGCACAACUCAACACCUAUUAAAAAAAGCAUCCUAUCCAUCAUUACAGUUCACAAACUGUAGAAAUUGCAUGCAACUGCACUGCAAAAAGGUAUUGUCUACCUUGUGCAGUAGUUAAGAUUCUCACUGUGUUUGAGCUGAUAUUAAUCAGAAACAGUAUAAUCUUUUCACAGACAACCAUUCUUUUGUUAAAUAUAACAAUGCAUCCGGACAAAUGGGCCAGGCAAUUGACGAUGGAUUUUGCUCAUUGCAAAUUCUUCAAUAUACAAGUACUCCUAGGUGCUUAGUAAUAGAUAAUCUAAUGCAUACAUGUAUUCAUGUUUGCAAUCUAACCUUUUGCUAGACAAAAUGGGUUGGAAGCACUGCACUAGCUUAUGCUUAAGUAACAGCAAAUGGUUUGUUGGAUCACCCUCUAUUCGCAUUGCUGUGAUUAUAGAAAAGAAAAUGCACUGUGCAUUCAUAAGGGGUUUAUGAAAGAAUAUCCAAUCAGAUGGCAUAGUCGUAAACAUGUCUGCCCAGUUCUAACAAAGUUGUGGAGAAAUGAGAAGCUCCGUGGUAUGCCUAAUAGAGCUCAAGUUUAUGUAAUUAGACUAAAGAACAAACGAGAAACUGCAAAGUAAUUCAAUGCUGGCAGCUGCUCAAACUAGAAAUUUCCCUUGUUGCACAGUCCUGCUGGAGAAACAGACUUCUAAUGACUUGGUGAUCAUGUUAUAUUUGCAGCGUUAGCCGUCCCUCCGCACUGAAAAUGGGUGAACCAUCUGAUGUAAGGUGUCAGGCAAGAGCGAAAACACCGUAAUUGCUCUGUGUUUAAUAUGGCAGUUGGGUUGGUUAAAAUUCCCACCUGUACAAAUGAGGAACAUAUGUUUCCAAAAUCCUGGUGCUUGAAUAUUACGCCGCCCUCAGGAGCCCUAUAACGCAGAGUAACAUGGAAAAUGUAAUAAUAUUAAUCAUGAAUGCUUUCUGUGAUGUUUCAUUUUGCACUCAUGUAUCCUGCACUUUCCAGAAAUUAUGGCCAUACAUUUCAAACUAUACAUCUUAUAAAACUGCUGCAACUCAAUGAAUCGAAUUAUAGUUGAAUGUAAUUUCCUCUAUGGGCCUUAAUAAGGUGUAAAUGACCAAAACCAUCUAUGUAAUAGUGUUUUUUGUUCUGCCAACAGAGCCCACAAGCAAUAUAUUCCCUUAUUGUUGACACACAUGUGCAGGGAACCACUACUGCACCAGUCUUUUCUGUGACUCAUUGCCUUAAAUGUAAAGCUCUGUCUUCAGAGAGCCCUGCAGUGAGUGGGAGUGAUGGUUAUAUACAACUCUAUGUGUGAACUGCAAAUCACUUUGUUGCUUUAUCAUUAAAAUUCAUUGUAAUUUGCAUUUUGGCUUCCUCUGUCUGACACUGCAAAAAGAAACAGUUUUUUAAGUAGUGGAGUUGGUAAACAUAUCACUUUAUUUGUUACCCCAAAGCUCGUAUGCUUAGAGUAGUUCAUACCUUCUUACCACUGCAUCCUGUGUACUGCCCAAAUGAACCGUGUUGUCUACCUGCUAGUCCUAAGGCAUAUACAAAGGACGGGUUUCAGUCACAUGUGAUGCCCUGAAUGAAUAUUAUGUAAAUGUCAGAUUUAUUUCCAUCACAGUGGUAAAAGUGCAAUCACACAUUUCUGUCUCAAAACCCAAAGCUUUGGUUAAAAGCCAACACAGUGACCAAAAACACCAUGUGACAGAUGUAUUCACAAAGCCAAUCUCAUUUUAAUACCUAAUGUCAUUUCCAAAGCAAUCGUGAACAAUGCUGUUGUAUUCUUUUCUCAUUUCAAUAUGUGAACAUGUAUUGUAUUCAGCAAAUGUCCUCCUGUGUGGCAGAUGCUUCAUAUUGUCCUGCUGUUUAGACAAGCCAAAAUACUAGAAUGUUUGCUUUAAAAUGCUCUAGAAUUAUAAUAUUUUGCACCAAGUGGUUACCAGCCUUUCAUAUGUUUUGACUAUUUUACAGUGUGCUGCAAAAGUCCUGCACUGACACGAAUGUGAAGUACUUUCACUAAUUCACUGUAAAUGAGGGUCAUAUACUGCUGUACAAUCACUCUGUACCACAAUAACACUGCCCUCUACUGGCUCCAGAAAAGACUACCAACACUAAUAUAUCUAUUUAGAAUUAGAAUUUUGUAAUGCAUCUCUUUGUCAGGUAAAUCAUUAUUUGUCAUUUUCUAUUUAAACAAAUUGUAACCUAAAUAACUGAUCAUUUUGAAUUUGUUCAUGCCAAGAACAAACAAAAUAACAAGAAUAAUAUAGAAUUGUAGAAUUGUAUAGAUAUACUAAUGCAUUCUGGACAAUUGUCUAAAUGAGUUGAAAUGCACCUAUAGCCUUGUCAGGUUUUUGCAUUGUAUCCUGGUAUGAGGAUAAUGAACUAGAAAUAAUUUUUUUGUGUAUUGGUUAAGUUGUACAUAUGGCAUAUUGUACUAUUUUUUUUGCAAAUUCAAACUAUUAAACAAAUUUAAAGCUGGAUGAGGUUUAUUUUGUAUAUAGAUAUAGGUGGUGAUAUGCAGAAUGUAUAAAAUAGGCCUAUAGUGCAUGUAUAUUUUUUUUGCUACGGGUUCAAUGUAAUGAAACUUGAAUCUUUCUUGGUGAUAGAAUUUGUCUUUGGGAGCACUUAGCAAAAAGUCUUGUUUUCUUAUUAAACUGACUACAGAUUGAAGUUAAGUCAAUAUAAUCUUUUUUGUAAAAUUGAAAAGGACUGACUGGUUGUGUUCUGUUUUUAUGCUGGGAUUCUGCCUGCAGUUCAACAUGAUCAUACUUCAAUUUGUGAAAUGAAAUGUCUCAUCCUGAACUAAUUUACAUUACUUCACAUGUUGUGUAAAUGUAACUAAUAGGAGGUUCAAGGACUGUCACUAACAAGCUAACCGUGCCUUACUGUGCUCUAUAGUCCUAACAAUAUGUACAUAUAUGUUAAUGAAUUGUUGCAUGUAAUUCUAUGUUCAACACUGCCCAUAAUGGCAAAACUGUUUCUGACACUCUUAAGGGUUUGUUUGAUUUUUUUUUUUUUUUUGUGCUUCUAAAUUGAGGAAGAAAUGAACUGACUUUUGUGUCUUUAUUAUGUUUAUCACUACCUCUGCAACUAACAGAGCAAAGGACUAUACCUCAUUUGUAUCACUGUAUUUGUGGCUCUAUAAUACACGUUAUCACCUUUCACUGUAGCUUAAUAAAUGAUAUAUUGGAAACAUC